This is a messenger RNA of Mugil cephalus (flathead mullet), 3222 nucleotides long. It is a transcript of the gene lima1a, whose product is annotated as LIM domain and actin binding 1a. Gene Ontology annotation, molecular function: actin filament binding. Gene Ontology annotation, cellular component: plasma membrane; actin cytoskeleton. Bases 488 to 2632 code for a protein of 714 amino acids. Gene Ontology annotation, biological process: actin filament bundle assembly. The record is from RefSeq and is a predicted model, not a curated record. Lineage: Eukaryota; Metazoa; Chordata; Actinopteri; Mugiliformes; Mugilidae. The transcript is spliced from 13 exons.
UUUGAUGAAAAUCAGGGUUAAUUGAAGGAGCGCUGCUCCUCAGUCACCUGGUCGGAUGCCGGGUGUGAUGCAAGGGUGAAAUCCUGAGAAACUAACGGAGCGUUCCUCCCCCUCGCCUCCUUUCAGUGGAGUCAGCCUAAAUUGUUAAUGAGUCACAUCCUCUGCAGUCUUGACCUUGUGAGAAAGUGGGCAGCCAGGAGUCACUCAGCUUCCAGGAAUCCACGGUUGCUUCCUCUCAAACCGACAGUGCUGCUGAUUAGACGGGGAGGGACGGCUCGUACCUGCCAGGUGGAGGUGAAUGCUGCUUGGUUAUUGGCUGAGAGGAGUUAAAUAGGAGUGGUAGACUCCUCCUACUUCCCGUCUGCUCAAAAGCUGUGGUGGAAACGACCUAGGAACGAAAAGAGAAGGGAAGGAGAUCACAUCUGAGACUGAGACGUGCCAGACUGAAAUAAAGUGUGUUCCUGAAACGCUCGGACGUGAAGCAAAGAUGGCCUCGGUCGAACCAUUCAGCCGCAGACAGUGGGCGACGCAGUCACUGAGGGUCACAGCCAAGGAGCUGUCCAUCGUCUCACCCCGGGGCAAAAACAACGCCAUCGCCGAGCGCUUUUCCAAGUACCAGAUGGCAGCAGAGGAGGGGAGCGCAGAGAGGAAGAAAACGGUUGUGGAACCUCUGUCUUCGAGUCUGCGCAGUGGGAAUCUGAAUGUUUUAAAGAAGCGCUGGGAGGAACAACAGCAGCAGCAGCCGUCGCUCUCAUUCAGCCACAGAGCCCAACCUCAGGCCACAUCCUUCAGCUCUUCCGUCUGUCACGUCAGUCCAUCAACAGGCCCCCAACCCACAUCCACGUCACAAACGCAGACCCAGCCUGACACUCUGAACUCUGCCUCACUUUCACAGGACCAGGAAGCAGAGCUAGAGACCCGGGGUCACUCCGAGACCAGCUUCAGGCAGCAAGCUCAUCCCGAGGAUCCGACCGACAUGGAGGUGAAUCCCAGCAGAGGUUCAGAGGGACACGAGGCGGCAGCAGCUGAAGUUCCUGACUGUGAGAAGCCCAGCGUUCCCCUCAACAGCCUCAAGAUGAUGUUUGAGAAAGGAGAGAACCACGACGAGGUAUCCAGAGAGCAGACCGGCAGAGGAACAAACGGUACCACCAACAUGGACCAGCUGCUAGGAGAUGGAAGUCUUGCAGACUCCACUCCUCUGCGGGACAGGAUGGCCCUCUACCAAGCAGCCAUCUCUAAACAGGAAGUCCCGACUACUUCAGUCAGUAGUGAUCAGCUGGACAGUUUCUGUGUGAAGCAGAAGGAGAAUGUCCCUCCGAGUCCUCUGGACAGGAGUCCAGAGUCUGAACCAAACAGCAGGAGAGCUCUGACCUCGGAGAACAACGGCUCUGGUCCCGGCACUCCCGCAUCCUCCCAUCAGAAAGAGUCUCCUCAGGCCAAGACUCCCAGGAACUUCCGCCUUCCCGUGAGGGAGACCUGUGUGGCGUGCCUGAAGACCGUCUAUCCUCUGGAGAGGCUGGUGGCAAAUCAGCACGUUUACCACAGCUCCUGCUUCCGCUGCUCACACUGCAACACCAAACUAAGUUUGGCGAACUACGCCUCCCUCCACAACAACGUCUACUGCAAGCCGCACUUCUGCCAGCUCUUCAAGGCCAAGGGGAACUACGACGAGGGCUUCGGCCACCGGCCCCACAAAGAGCUGUGGGAGGGCAAAGGCGAGAGCGGCGAGAACUCGCCUCAGUCCAACUCUCAGGCCAAGCCUAAGAUCCAGAGCCCGGCCCCGGCUUCGGACCUGGACAGCCCCAGCGUGGAGGACUCCCCGCUGGCUAAAGUCAACAUCUUGACGGCCACCAUGGAGGCGCUGGGACAAGGGUCGGCGGAGAAGAGCGACCGACCCACUGAGACCCGCAGGCUGAAGAUUUCCUGGCCACCGCGCACCGAGCCGGAGGACACGCCGAGCCGCAACGAAGACGCCGCAGACGGCGGCUCAGCCUGCAAGUCCAUCAGAGCCAAGUGGCCCCCGGAGGAGGACUCCCCGUCCUCCCCCGCCGAACAGGACCGAGGCUCGCCCUGCCUGCGCCGGAGCUCUUCCCUGAAGGAGCGAAGCAUGGCCUUCACUCUGGCGGCACAAGCCGACAGCGCCCCCGAGCCCAGGAAGCGGAGCCCGCCGCCCCCCGUGGACGACGGACAGCUCAGCCCCGAACCCUGCGGCAUGGAGCUGCAGCACGGGGGACAGUCGUCCGCCAGCCAGACUCCCACCGAAGACAGCUGCGUGGACGUACACACCAGCUCGGGAGAGGAGGAGCAGGAGGGCGAGAUGAAGAGCGAGGACAUGACCGACCAUCUCGCACCAAGACGACCUGAACAGGAGGAGGAGCAGAUGAUGGAGGAGGAGGAGGAGGAUGGCGGCGUGUUGGAGGAAGAGAUGCCUCCUGAGAAACAUCAGGAGUCUCCCACAGAGCCGACGGCCAUCUCCUCCCCCGAGGGGGAGGUGGAGGCCAGCCGGUCGUCUCAGGACGUGGGCUUCUACGACAGCGAGGAGGUGGAUGAUAAAGAGGAGGCGCUGACCGUGGAGGAGAUGAUCAAACGGAACCGAUACUACGAGGAAGAGGAGGAGGAAGAGGACGUAUAAACUGGAUCCUCUGCUCUCGGCCAACAGACACUCCUUACUGUUCCUUCUUUUCUUUGUUGUUUUUAGAUGCUCUCUUCGUCCCUUCUUACAGGAAGUUGAUGCCGUGGUCUGUGAACUCUACUGAGCUCUUCAUUGGUGCCUCUUUGAAAAGUCGAAAACAUUUGAAGCCAUUCCUACAAGACAGUAGACUUUUUUUGGAAACGCGUGUCACCGCCGUAAAUUUGUUUUUAAAUGUAAGAUAUUUAAAAUUAUACCCCGUGUAAUAAAUAUUUUUAAAACAAGAGGUUAUGAGACAGAAUAGACGUUUUAUUUUUGUGCGUCUGACUUUUGUAAUUUUCUAUUUUCACUGAUCUGAUCGAGCCAUGGAAACCAUCAUGUGGGGAAAUUUACCACUUCCUUUUGACUGAACGUCGGUGUGGAGAACUCAUCUGUCUUAUGUACACGUUAAACUGCAAACAGACACUUUUAUGAUCCCGUGCUUCCAAUCUGGAGCCUUAUAACUGGAUAUGAAUAAUGUUGUACUGUUGUUUUUAAACCAGGGGACCAAACAUCCUCCAUUUAUAUGGUUUCAAUAAACUGUUACGUCCAAA